This is a messenger RNA of Cladocopium goreaui, 4806 nucleotides long. Lineage: Eukaryota; Dinophyceae; Suessiales; Symbiodiniaceae. The record is from the annotation of a GenBank genome assembly.
AUGCUGGCAGGACAAAGUACCACAGAUAUGUACCUGCCAAGAUUCACAGGCUUGAAGAUCGUAGUCCGUGACAAACCUCACGCCACCAGGCGCAACCUUUCCAGGGGAUGGAAGGCUGAUGUUUUUCUGCAAGAGGUUUCCUUCAGGUUCAUUUUUGCAAAGGAUUCUCCCACCAGAUUGAUACAAAACAGCAAUGUGUUUCAAGGACUGUUUGCAGCGAACAUUCACCGGAUCAAUCCUGGAACUUCAGCUGUCAAGAUUCAGCAACAUGUGAAAGAUUUGGGCUUUGCAGCCCACAGAUUCGAGUCAGCCAGCAAGCCAAUGACACGAAUUGUGUUGCUGUGGCCGGCCUUCAUUGCAACAGUGGUGCAAAUAGCACAGGAACGCCAGUCUGAGCCUGCAGGAAAAUCUGCAAGCAGCUUCUUGGAAUGGCUGACGCCAGAGCGCAUUGUUCAACUGGGAAUGCUGGCCGACGCCGCCAUAGAGAAUUUGGAUCUUACUCGCCUCGUUGAUUGGCAGGGCUUCCCUCUUGAAGAAUUGCCAGCAAAACUUGUGGGGUUUCGUGAUCGUCUUCGUGCGCUCUUCAAAGGUGCUCCAGCCAUUUGUUUGAGCACAGGUUGCACUGAAAUCAUGCUGAACUGGUUGAAGAACCCAAUGAUUUUAGUAUUUCCUGGGCCUGGAGGCCGACAGUUGACCAACACAAUUGGAGCGCCUUCCCAGUUUGAUAUUGCAGCAUGCCUGGGCCGCAUGGCACAUUGGGUGACUUUGUGUGAAGCCACCAUCCGUGCAGAAUUUCCUCACUUCGAGACUCAGCAGGCCUUCAGCAUUUUCAAUGUGAAAGAUGUUGAAGGGAAUCCCCCAGACAGGGUUUUGAGGACAAAUUGUCUUUCAAGGCUGCUUCGAGCAUUUCAAGAACCAGACAAUGACGUAGCAGGGGAAGAGUUUCAAAGAGUUUGGCAUGUGGCCCGGAGGAUUUGUGUGGAUGAAGGGCUGUCAUCCGUUGACUCUUGGAGAAAAGCUUUUCAAGAUCUCUCUCGGCUACGGACAGGUCCUAGAAGGGACGUUUUGCUUCCAGUGCUGGUUCGAUUUUGGGCUGCUGGUGCAUCCACUUCCGGUGUAGAGCAGUCGUUCUCACGUGCCCGGUCAUUGUGUGAUGGCUUGCAACUGAAUGGUCACUGCAACGACGUGAUGGAGGCAAGGGUGCUUGACAUCAUUGCCGCUGACUCCGGCAAAGUGAUCGAACGUGCUGCUGAAUUAUGGGGGCAAUUUUAUGGUGUUGUGAGGGUGUCAGGAAGUAGCUGUCGCAUGAAGAGAUCUGACAGUGGCCGUCCCAAGGCCAAACAAUCAGGGGGUAAGCCAUCCAUGGCCAAUUGGGUUGAACAGCGCCGGGAAGCUGUUCGCUGCAAAUCUGGCAGCUCUGUUGCUACCAUUGAUCCUGAUGGGGCACUCUGGACUGAAAGACAUCAAAAAGAGUUGGCAUUCCAAGAGGCAAAGGGGGUCAUGCGUUUGGCUGAAGAGGUUUGUGCUGGACGACACGAUGCCCUCAGCUCGGUCCCAACUGCGGAGCUGGAGUUGGUUCUGGAGGCGGACGCAGCUGUGUUCGUCUUGAAGAGCCUGCAGAACAUCCCCGCAUCUGUGUCGUGGAAUGCAGGUUUGUGUGGUGGUAUAGUCUGUGGGCCUGACUUUGUGAUCUCUGGAUCUGGGAUGCACCACUUCCCUGAAAGCAAGUGGCUUUUGGCCCGGGAUCCGGAGCAUCUUCGGACUCGUGCUACUGGUUCGGCCUGGAAUAUGGUGCCAAACAAGUUCACAUUGGCAGAAGCUGCCAACUUUGCUGCGAAGAUCCGUCCGGAUCAAUCUGUGAUGGUCGGAUGUGGGUCUGAAUUAGUGAGUUGCGUUUACCUCAGUGACCAGCUACCUGAUUUGAACAUCAACACGUUGAAGCACGUGGAUGAAGCUGCUGCUAAGGCAGUCGUGAAGCGUGCUGUCAAGGUCAAAGACCAGGUUGCCUUGGUCCAAGCGGAAAACUCCACUUCCACUUGUGCCAUCAAUGCCAAACUUCAGGCUUACCUAGGAGAAUGUGAUGCCAAGAUCAAGAACGCCUGGAAGGACAUCAUGAAUUUGCCCGGUCAAACCCAUUCGGAGACAGGGCUCCCUUUCUAUGAUUCUGUUACCGCCACACGGAUGUUGAGUGGCCACAAGACCUACACCUGUGUUGCCCCUCUCUUUUGGCUGAACACCGGGUUUGACUUACAGCCCAAUGUUCCCAAGUACCGCAAGCGCUUGGAGAACCUGAAGAACCAUUUCUUUGGCCAACCCAAUCAUUUGACCCAGGAAACAUUGGUGCGUCUCAGUCCAGGAGAUUUACCCCACAAGAUGAUUGGGACCCUUCAAGCCACAGACUUGACGGAGAUGCGUGACGCCCUCCGCAUGGCUGCAGCUGAGGCGCUGGAUGACCCCAAUCUCAGCAGAAAGGACAAACAGUCCUGGAAGGAUGCCUUGCUGGCCAUCCCACUUCGCUUUGAGGUGCACGAGAGCGACACUCCGAUUGAGACUGUCUUUCAGACAGUGGUGCAGGCUCGUGAAGAUCUGGUUGUCAAGCGGGACAACAUGGGGACCACAGCAUUGAUGAGGGUGUAUGAAGUCAUGGACGUGAAACGACGAAUCGGAGGCAAGAACAACAAAGCUGUCUUGGAAUACUACUCCAAGGUCAAAAUGGCCAAGACUUCGGAGCCUGUCACAAAUUCCUUCCUUGACAUCGCUUCGAUGUUGUCAUCCUCUUGUUUGAACAUCCCAGAGGUUGUGACAAUUCUCAUGGGCUUGGAUGAGAUGGAGGUGAACCCAUUGGACUCCCCAGCGAAGCUGCGAGAAAUCUGCAUUCUUUGCGAGAAGAAACCGCAGCUGCAGAUUUGGUCCUUUUCCAUGCUAGCGGACCAAUGGUUGCACACUGAUGGGAAAGAGAAGAUUCCCUACAGAGAGCUGAAAGACGGAGGUGAAAACUAUUCCCUGGUGAAGUUGGCCCUGUUCAAGCGCCAGCUCAGGGACUACCUUUGGAAGGAGAUGGACGCUGUCUUCAACCUGUGGGAUUCCGAAAUCCGUGGGGAGAUUCGCAAAGUCACCGACAGUUUGCAGACAUGUCGGGAAACCUUGGGCUACUUCAGUGACAAGGGCACCAGCAAGAACUACCAUGCUCGUGGCUCCUGGCCUGCUUCUGCCGAUGCAUACCUGAUCAUGUUUGAGGUUCUGGUGUACGACUACGUGCACGAUGAUCUCUUCAAGCAGCAGCUGAAGAACCACCGAGGCAUCGAUGACAUCUUGAUGCACAAGGACAUCAGGCAUUACUGGGACACCGUGAAGAAGAACUACGACAAGGAGAAUGGUCAAGAGGAACCAGAACUGCAGCCUUCUGAGCUUUUGCAGCAGGCCUCCUUGGUGCUUGACAGUGCGAGUCAAGCUGCCAAUCUAUCCCAAGCAGAACAGGUGCUUUUGGCAGCUUCACCUGACCAGCGUGAGUCAGAAGCAUACACACGCAUCCAUGCUGGCAUUUUGACAGCUGAGAAGCGCGUCCAGAGCUUGGUGACUUUGGUGGUGGAUGAGGGAGCAGGGGGUGAGGCUCAGAUGGUCAAGGAGAUUAAGGAAUCACCUGCUGCAAUGAUCAAAGGCGACUGUGACUCACAUCAGCAUGUCGCUAUUGUCUUGGAUGCCAAGGUCUUGUGUGAGAGUGGAUCGCAAGCCAAAUGGCGCUUGCCCCCUACGAGGGCACCACAAGUGAAGAGACUGGUCGGAGCCUUUUUGAGCAGCAGGGCUGAUGGUGAGCUUGAUGAUGCUGAUGUCAUCGUCGGGCUUGACGGUGGCAAGAACGGUGAUUGGGAGGAGAAGCACAUUGUGAAACAUCUCCCUGGGAAGAAGUACGCCGUCACCAAGCACAUUGUCUUCUUCAACCACAGCUCCGUGGAGAAGAGGAUGGAGAGGGCUUCUAAGGGGCCCCUUGAUCUCACGGAGAAUUUGUCCUACAUCACUGCUGGGAAUGUGCCAGUGGCUGUGAAGGUGCAGCCACGUCUUGUGACCUCCGGAAACACCAGAGGCAAUGUGGUGGGGCCGCUGGACAAGUUGGAUUGGUCUGACACCUCGAGGACCUGGUGCGUUCCCUACAAGUUGAAGAAAGAAAUCUUGGGAGAUGGAAAUCUUCCUUUGCCUGGGGGACAAUGUCCGGUAGAACAUGAUGCAGAGGCUCCACCGAGGCAUGUGGAUAUGAUUCCGGUCUUCUAUCACGAAGGCCCUCCUGAGGUGGCUAUGGAAGCCUUGCACUACUUGCAAGCAGUGGCUUGCAUUGAUUUGUCGCCUGGUGCAGGAUCUUGGGCACUGCAGUGCGUCCGCAACAGGACACCAUACACUGGUGUUUGCCUGAGUCAAACCCACAAGGAUGAAAUCAUGAAGAGGCUGACAUCACAGACUGUCAUGGGCAUGUGCAAUGCCAACGACAAGCUUUAUGAUGCCGCCUUCUCUGAGCACUUGAAGAAUGUGGCAGCUACGGAUGGGCAUGACAUCCAGCCAGAUCCCGUGAAUCCUGGCAGUGGCAGCAAUGGAAAUGAGAAUGGUCCAGACCGUGGUCGGGGAGGCCGUGGUCGCGGCGGUCGAGGUGGCCGCCGAGGACGUGGGCGUGGGCGUGGCAACCAGCCAGUUGGCCCACAGCCUAGUGGCAGUGGAGGAGGUGAUGCACGUGAGGCAUUGCUUCGAGCGAUCCAGGCAGCGGCAGAUGACGAGGAAGGGGCGGCUGGUGGGGCUGAUGGAGCAGGCACUGAGGACUGA